AAAAGCCAAUCAGAUUCUCAUUCUUGGUCUAGAGUUGUGAGUGCAAAUCAUGGAGAAAGUUCAGACGUACUAGCUCAAGAGUCCAACACAGUCCAAGCCCAUCAUAAAUCAUCCGAUACAAUCUCUUCACCCCUCGAGACUAAGCAAAUAGAUUACAAUUAG
Messenger RNA from Dovyalis caffra, 162 nucleotides. Lineage: Eukaryota; Viridiplantae; Streptophyta; Magnoliopsida; Malpighiales; Salicaceae. The record is from the annotation of a GenBank genome assembly.